AUGAUUGAUGAACAUACGUUGCAGAUAGUGUUUGACGAAUUUUCUGACUCCAAGGCCAUGAUUGCGUCAGGUUUACUCAACGAGCUGAAAGCAUCGGCGCGUACCACGGGAAACAUUAUAAUUUUAGUUGUUAUCUGCCUCUUCUCUAACACACGCGAAUCGUCGCGCCACUUUUUGACGGCGGCUAAUUCGCAGGGCAUGAGUGUGAAUGAAUAUGCUUACAUCCUGCCUUGGUUACAGGAUGGAGCCAAAGAGAGCGCACCAUGGAUCAGUGCCGACGGAAGUAUGAUACAGAGAGUCAAGGAUCAGUACGCCAAUGCCAUAAUUAUAGACGACGUCAACAGUUUUGACAAUUCCAUUAUCCAACCUUUCAUAGACAGAGUAAAAGAAGCUGGACUUACGGAAGCCGAUGUGGAUAUUGCCAACGUAUAUGGUUACCUAAAUCUGUUUGAUUCCCUCAAACUAUACGCUUUGGCUGCAAGGAAAGCCAUGAAUGAAACUGGUGGAGCGAAGAACCUUGUCAAUGGGCGAAAAAUGUGGAAUAUUAUGCGGAAACUCAAGUUCUCAGGUAUGCUGGGUUCAUCGGGUAUCGCAUCCGGAGUUGUGACCAUGGACGAUCGAGCCGAGAGGGCACCGUUGUAUCGCGGUUUCUUCGUAUCUCCAAAUUCGGAUCAGGUAUCGUCGAUGGUUCAUAUGGAACCUACAAUCGUACAGAACUGUGACGGGCUGCUCAACAAAAGCGGUUGCUACGAUAUUGUGGUAACUGAUCUUAUGCGUGAUUUUUGGCCGUCAGCCGACAGACGCAUGCCGAGGGACGAGCCUAGCUGUGGAUUUCGUGGAGAACGCUGUGACUUCACUUUGGUCAUUAUAGGAUUAGUUCUCAUUGCCCUGUUGCUUCUCGGGAUCUGUUUCGCAUACGGCAUUCACCGAAUAGUGGAAAAAAGAGCGCUCGACAAGUUGCCAUUCCGCGUUUAUCGCGAUGAUAUGCAAUUUAUAGACGAAGAACAGCUCAAAAGCAUGCUCUCGCUCGGUAGCACUCGAACAAAGAUGAGCAACGCAAAUUAUGGAUCCCGAAACCAUGCCAUCAUUGGUACAAACACGCAUGUUAUAUACCAUAAAUAUCCUCAACGCCGGCCUAUCGCUUUUAAUCGUGCUGAUAAAGCCCUUCUUGCAAACCAUGAUCUUGAAGAGCUCAUUGAACAAAGUUGGACGGUAUACCCCAUUCUUAAAGACAGCUUCAAAUUGAAUAGUACUAUGGAGAACAUAAAAGAUUUGAAUUGGUUUUUUAGCAUCAAACAAGCUGUACAUGACAACAUAAAUCCCUUUUUGGGUAUUGCUUUCAAUGAGAAAGAAGAACUACUGGUGGUUUGGAAGUUCUGCUCGAGAGGGUCCCUACAAGAUGUCAUCUAUAACGAGAAUAUAGCACUGGAUCAGAAGUUCCACGGCGCAUUCAUUCGUGACAUACUCGCAGGAUUGGAGUAUCUUCAUUCAUCCAACAUUGGCUUUCAUGGUUCACUUACAACGUGGGCAUGCCUUAUAGACAGAAAUUGGAUGAUUAAACUGACAGAUUAUGGUGUCGCGGAUGCCUUGGAGCGCUGGGAGAAACAACAAGCGAUUUCUGUGAUUGAUAUCGAAAGCGCUGAGGAUAAAUCUCAAGCGAAGCAAUCAACGAGUGUGCUGUAUGAAGCGCCUGAGUUGUUGAAAAAUCGUGAGAAGAAUCGCUUACGGAGACAAGAUCAAGACUGGAUGAAGCAAAGCCUGGCACGAAAACAACUUGGCGACAUUUACGCGUUUGGUGUUAUCAUGUAUGAGAUUAUUUUUCGAGCACUGCCAUUCCCUGAAGGCACGGAUUUACUGGCUCUUGUUGAAUCCUUAAAAGACGGAAGCAAAGUCACCAAACCUCAAAUUCAAACAAACAAGGUUUUGAAUAUGGAUCUAACAAGUCUUAUAUUGGACUGUUGGAACACCAGUCCCGAAAUGAGGCCUAGCAUACGACGAAUCAAACUGAACGUGGAGACUUACCUUAAAGUACGCGGAAGUCUUGUGGAUCAAAUGAUGCGAAUGAUGGAACAGUAUGCGAACAACCUCGAGAAACUCGUGCAAGAGCGAACAGGGAUGUUAGAAGAAGCAAACGUCAGAGCCGAUAAGCUAUUAAGUCAACUUCUACCAGAGUAUGUUGCUAAAGAAUUAAAACAAGGAAGAGCAGUUCCACCGAAAUCGUUUGCUUCGGCAACCAUACUUUUUAGUGACAUUGUUGGUUUCGCCGAUUUAUGCAAAACUGCCACUCCAUUGGAAGUGGUCAACGUUCUCAAUGGUGUGUUUGAUGGUUUCGAUCAAUUCAUCGCAAGAAGGGACGCAUACAAGGUGGAGACGAUUGGAGACGCAUACAUGGUUGUCUCCGGAGUACCGGAAGAGAACGGACAUCGGCAUAUAAAUGAAAUAGCUAGCAUUGCUCUGGAUGUUCACAAGUUUCUCACCGACUUCAAGGUUCCACACAAGCCUGAUCAAAGGAUAGUGUGCCGUCUCGGAUUUCAUACAGGACCAGUUGCGGCAGCUGUUGUUGGGCUCAACGCCCCCCGCUAUUGCCUGUUUGGAGACACGGUCAACAUGUCGGCUCGAAUGGAGAGCAAUAGCUCACCUGCACAAACGCAAAUCAGUGAAGCCGCCAACAAACUUCUUUUGCAACAUUACCCAGAAUAUCAAACAGAGGAAAGAGGACAAAUUCAAGUGAAGGGAAAAGGGAUGUGUACGACGUUUUGGCUCCUUGGUGUGGAGAGAUCAACAUCGAACGCUUACCUAGCACCCAGUGCACAGGAAUCCAGCAAUUUCAGUGGAUACCUCGGUGCCGCUGGUUCUGUGAGUAGUUUGGGCACUCAGAAGCUCAGAAAUCCAUCAGGAAGUGUGAUGUCAAAGUGA
Molecule: messenger RNA, 2916 nt
Organism: Haemonchus placei
Lineage: Eukaryota; Metazoa; Nematoda; Chromadorea; Rhabditida; Trichostrongylidae
Source: the annotation of a GenBank genome assembly